AUUCUGCCGUGGAGAGACCGCUAGGAGGAAUGUCACAUCUUUCUCGCCUUUUAGCAGCCAACUUGUCCACUCGCUUAUGCCAACUUGAUGCAGAUAAAUGAUUUGUGUGAGGCCAAAAGCGGAGGCUCUCUCCCAAAUCCUCGCCCUCUAUAAAUCUCUUCUCAACGUGGUGGCUAAACCACAGCUAAAUUACACAUCCCACCUCUCAUCCCUUUUCAAUCUCCCAGCACAUCACUUCAGCUCACUUCUGCUUUGAGUUAUGCAAAUCUUGGGCUUUACUUUUGCAAACCUACAAUUUCGUUGCUUUAUUUUGGCGAUUGCUAUUGCAUCGUGCUUUGCACGAGUCUCCUCGGCAUCAAAUGAAACCGACAAAUCCGCAUUGCUUGCAUUCAAGGCUGGAAUAACUGAUGACCCUCUCGGGGUGCUAGACUCCUGGAACAAUACGGUCAACCUUUGCCGAUGGUAUGGCGUCACGUGCAGUCUCCGGCACCCCAACAGAGUCACCGUGUUGGCCCUGUAUUCCCAGAAGCUCUCAGGGUCUAUCUCCCCUCACAUCGGGAACCUCAGCUUCUUAAGGGAAUUGUUGCUCUAUAAUAACAGCUUUUACCAUGAAAUCCCUUCCCAAAUCGGGCGGUUGCACCGGUUACGCAUCUUGUUGCUGACCAGGAAUUCUCUCACGGGCGAAAUCCCCAAGAACAUAUCGGGUUGCCUUGACCUCCUCCACGUCGGAUUGUCCGGAAACCGACUGAGUGGAGAAGUGCCUCCGGAGAUAGGUUCUUUGGCGAAGCUUCGGUUUCUUUAUAUAGCAGCAAAUAAUCUAACAGGAAGUGUCCCUUCUUUCAUUGGGAACUUAUCAUCGUUGGAGAAGCUUUAUCUUCACGAGAAUUACUUAGGCGGGAGUCUUCCUCAGGCUCUAGGCCAACUGGCCAAACUAACAUCAUUUGUUUUGAUACACAACUGGUUGUCUGGUACGGUUCCGCCUUCCCUCUUCAAUUUAUCUUCAUUGGUAAUAUUUGAGGUAGGAUAUAACCAAAUACAUGGAAGUCUUCCCACUACAAUAGGCUUUGGUCUCCCCAACUUACAAUUUUUCAGCAUCGCCUCAAACCAGUUUGUUGGAUCAAUCCCUCUGUGGAUACCUAAUGCCACAAAUCUAAGGAUAUUUCAACUUGAUGGCAACAAACUCACAGGGAACGUACCUUCUUUUGAAAGUUUGCGUAAACUUCAAAAGUUGAACAUUCAAACUAAUUACCUUGGAAGUGAGGGAUCUGGUGACUUGAGCUUCCUUUGCUCAUUAACCAAUAUCACUAACUUAACCACCUUGUCUAUUAUGGAAAAUAGACUUGGUGGAAUGUUGCCGGAAUGCAUUGGUAAUUUCUCACAUUCUAUCACACAAUUGGCACUGGGCACCAAUCCUAUAAUUGGUGAAAUUCCUAGAGCAAUCUGGAAUUUGGUGAACUUGGAGGUCUUGCAUAUGGCCAACAGCAUUCUUUCCGGUGUUAUCCCGUUUGAUGUGGCAAAUCUUCAAAAUCUAGGAUAUCUGAGUCUCUCCAAGAACAAUCUGUCUGGGGUAAUUCCAUUCUCUUUGCAGAACAAGAAAUUGAUCAGAUUAUAUCUUGAUGGGAAUCACUUUCACGGGCACAUUCCUUCCCAUCUAGAUAAGUGUCAAAGUCUGACGGAGCUAGAUCUUUCUAACAAUGAUCUCAGUGGUUCCAUAUUCCUAGCGGUUAAAUCUCUCAUCUAUUUGAACUUGUCUCACAACCAUUUGAAUGGGACCCUUCCAGCGGAAGUAGGACAACUGGUCCAUUUAAAUUCUUUGGACAUUUCGGGCAAUAUGUUCGGUGGUGAAAUUCCGAGCACUCUAGACGAUUGCAAUGGAUUGGUAGAAUUAAAAAUGAAGGAUAACCACUUCCAGGGAUCCAUUCCUCAAUCAAUUAGCUCAUUAAGAAGCAUAGUGUUAUUGGAUCUUUCAAAUAACAAUCUAUCAGGUGAGAUUCCAAAGUUCUUAGAGGCAUUUGACUUCCUCGAAGUUCUAAAUUUAUCCUAUAACAAUUUUGAAGGCAUGUUACCCACUGAAGGAGUCUUCAAGAAUGUGAGUGCCACUUUUAUUAAUGGAAACAACAAGAUUUGUGGAGGAAUUCCGGAAUUUCGGCUCCCAAGAUGCAUCUCUAGAUACUCUGAGAGCAAAAGACUUGUUCGUAAAUUGAAACUCACGCUCUCUAUUACUUUUGGACUUCUAGGGGUGGUUCUUGUUCUGGCUUUUGUGUAUGUACGUUGGUUGAAGAAGACGAAAGCAAAAGAACCAACUUCAAGUUCCAUAACUGAUCCCUGGCAAAAUUUAUCUUAUGGAACUCUCCUUAAAGUAACCGAUGGUUUUUCUUCAGCUAAUUUGAUUGGUGUUGGCUGUUCUGGAUCCGUUUAUAGGGGAAUACUCCAGGAGAAUGGGACUAACAUUGCUGUGAAGGUGCUUAAUUUAACGCGUCAUGGUACUUUGAAAAGCUUCAAAGCCGAGUGCGAGGCUCUAAAGAAUCUCAGACACCGAAAUCUUUUGAAGGUACUGACAGUAUGCUCAGGUACUGAUUAUGAUGGAAAUGACUUUAAGGCUUUGGUCUAUGAAUUCAUGGACAAUGGUAGCCUGGAAGAGUGGCUACACCCAUCUCCAAUACAAGCCGAUGCAAAUGGGCCUUCAAAAAAUCUGAGUCUUGUCCAAAGGAUAAAGAUUUCAAUUGACAUUGCUUUUGCAUUGGAUUAUCUUCAUAACCAAUGCCACAGCACCAUAGUUCAUUGUGAUCUAAAGCCAAGCAAUAUCCUUUUAGACGCUGAGAUGGUUGGACAUGUCGGUGACUUUGGAUUGGCAAAGAUCAUCCUUGAAUCCACAUCUUACACAAACACAAAUAUAAGUUCAGCUGGUUUGAGAGGAACAAUUGGUUAUGCUGCUCCAGAAUAUGGAAUGGGAAGCGUGGUUUCUAUUGAAGGCGAUGUAUAUAGUUAUGGUAUCCUCUUGCUAGAGAUGUUCACAGGAUUCAGUCCCACAGUUGAGAUAUUUAAAGAAAACUUGAACCUUCAUAAUUUCGUUGAGGAAGCUUUGCCUGAAAGAGUCCUAGAGAUUACCGAUCCCAUUCUAGUUCAAGAAGUAGAAAGCAAUGCAUGCCAAAGCAUAAAGAGCACAGUCCAUGAUUGUCUGCUAAUGGUUUAUGGAAUUGGGAUCGCCUGCUCAGUUGGAGUCCCACGAGAGCGAAUGAGCAUCACAGAUGUAGCAGCUCAACUACGUUCGAUUAGGGACAGACUUUACGCAGCUGGCUUACGAGAAUAGAUAAACUCAACUUUCUGGUAAUGGGAAGAUGAAGCCAUGGAGGUAACAGAAUCUUCAUGCAGAACCAAAGUGGG
Syzygium oleosum is the source of this 3384-nucleotide messenger RNA. RefSeq names its product probable LRR receptor-like serine/threonine-protein kinase At3g47570. Lineage: Eukaryota; Viridiplantae; Streptophyta; Magnoliopsida; Myrtales; Myrtaceae. Gene Ontology annotation, cellular component: plasma membrane. The coding region runs from base 260 to 3310 and encodes 1016 amino acids. Gene Ontology annotation, biological process: protein phosphorylation. The record is from RefSeq and is a predicted model, not a curated record. Gene Ontology annotation, molecular function: protein kinase activity; protein binding; ATP binding. The transcript is spliced from 3 exons.